AUGUUCGCAACUGCUGGAUAUUGUCUUAAUUUUUUAGCGCAACUGGCAUGUAAUAUUUUGAAUAAUACUGUCUAUUCGUCUCCAAGUACUGGCUCAAAAGGGAGCAGCAACUCACAAUACUCACAAGUCAACCAACUAAAAGCACUAUCGCAAAGCCUUGAGUAA
Theileria orientalis strain Shintoku is the source of this 165-nucleotide messenger RNA. RefSeq lists its product as hypothetical. The transcript is spliced from 2 exons. Lineage: Eukaryota; Apicomplexa; Aconoidasida; Piroplasmida; Theileriidae. The record is from RefSeq and is a predicted model, not a curated record. The coding region runs from base 1 to 165 and encodes 54 amino acids.